This is a messenger RNA of Olea europaea var. sylvestris, 948 nucleotides long. RefSeq lists its product as uncharacterized. The record is from RefSeq and is a predicted model, not a curated record. The transcript has 4 exons. NCBI's taxonomy places the organism in Eukaryota, Viridiplantae, Streptophyta, Magnoliopsida, Lamiales, Oleaceae. The coding region runs from base 1 to 948 and encodes 315 amino acids.
AUGAGAAAGGAGGUAAAUUAUGGGUUUUUUUGGAGUGAUGAUUACAAGGUUGAGUGGGUUCAUCUUUCGGAUCAAGCCUUACAUGGAAUUUUCAUGAAGGGGGAGUAUAAGAUGUUAGUUUCGUUCAUUUAUGCGAAAUAUAAUGUUUCAGAAAGGAGGAAACUUUGGCAGGAGUUGGAGAAUGUUAGGGUGAUUGGCCUUCUUUGGGUAGUUUCUGGCAAUUUCAAUAUCAUUAGAAAUGACUCUAAGCGAGUGGGUGGCCACCCUAGACCUCUUCAGGCUAUGGAAGAUUUUAAAGAUUGCAUUGAUAAGUGUUAUCUCUUAGAGCUACCAGUUUUUGGUAGAAAAUUAUCUUGGUGCAAUGGACAUGAAGGCUUGACUAGAAGUUGGGCGCGGCUAGACAGAACACUGGUAAGUGAGGACGUGUUGCAUGAUUUCCUAGAGGCAAAUAUGAAGUACCUGCCAGCAUGGAAAUUGGGAGACAGUGGUAUGAUGUUGGGUGGAUUAGAAAAAUUAGCGGCUAAACUGAAGGCUACUAAAAACACUUUGAAAGUGUGGAAUAAACAGGUUUUUGGUAAGGUAGAUAAUAUUAUUUUGGAGUUAGAAGAACGGGUGGAGGCUCUCGAUCACAGGUUACAAGACACAUAUUCCGAUGAUAUAGAACAAGAAUAUUUGAUUUCUAAAAUUGAAUUGGAGGAGUGUAUCGUAAAGACGCAGAAAAUCAAAGUUGAAUCAGAUGAAGCUUACAGACGGAACUAUUCUCUCAACACCGCAACAAAUACAUUUAGAAGCUAUUUAUCAUACAUCAUUGAGUCAGCAGUUUCACAAGAGGAAGGAGAUAUGCUAUUUGCCCUACGGACAGAAGAUGAGGUUCGAGCUGCAACUGUUUCGAUACCAAUGGAUAGCACACCUGGGCUUGAUGGAUAUGGGUCAGCUUUCUUUAUCUAG